Molecule: messenger RNA, 2779 nt
Organism: Paramuricea clavata
Lineage: Eukaryota; Metazoa; Cnidaria; Anthozoa; Malacalcyonacea; Plexauridae
Source: the annotation of a GenBank genome assembly
GUAUAAUUAUAUAAGUUAUCAUUAUAAACAAUUUUAGGCAAGCAAUUUACCAAAAAUGACAGAAGAAAAUGAGUUGUUGAAAGCGACAAAUGCCGUGUACCACGAAGAUUUUGAUAAGGAGAGAUUCGAAAAGGAAGACAUUCAAUCCAUAAGAGAGCACGAGAGAGGCCAACUGGCAGAGCUACAGCGCCAAAUCCAAUUGUUAACAGAGCAGGUAUUGUACAAGAAUUUAGUCUGCUGUCCGCAGCAAGAUGCACCGGUUGUCACCCAAAAUGUUAAGCUCUUUGAUUUAGUGAAACGGAAAAACAACAACAUGCAGCUAUUUCGCUCAAAUAAGUUGUAUUGUAUCCAGAAAGGGCUUACUUAAUUUAUGAUGUUUUAUAAAGUGGAUAAGAUUUCCAUGCGAUGUUGACUGAGUAUUUCCAACCUUUCAUAUGGGUUCCCUCCAAUUUUAGCUUCCCAGGUGAAUGUAUCUUGUGACUAAUUUUGCAUGUAAUUUCUCUGAGCAAGUUUUUGUAUCAAGUUAAUAAAUAAACAAUACUUUAAUUUCUCUUUUUUUACCACACACCUUGCUUUCUGAUCAUUUAUACACUGUAUCAUAUUUAUAUUUUAUUUUAUUUUAAAUAUUUUAGCUUGACAAUGAGCGGCUCCAGCGAGGCAGCGAAAAUCAACGUCUCGGAGAGUUGGAGAGAGAGAAUAUAUCUCUACGAGCACAGGUAGGAGUCUUUACAUACUACACGCGAAUAGAAUGCUCGAAAAUAACAAUAUAACUUUUGUAGACGUAUUUGUAUACCCACGUGUACUGUACAUUUCUCAUUACUUGCCUCUUAACUGUGUUUGAUAAAAAUUGUCGCUAAUUGGUAGAAAUCUCGAUUUUAUACUUUACAAAUGAGAACUGGGAAUUCGUCAUAUUCUUUAUUUGAGCUUGUUGAAUGGUCUUUAUCGGCUUCAGAGAAUCUUCAAACAUUUAUCCAAAUUUAUAUCUGUAAGGAUCACUAUACAAGAACAGAGCUUGUAGUUUUUAUUAUCUCUAAACUGUUAAAUUUUCUUUCAUUUUCCAACAUUCCAUGUUGUAUGAAAUUACUAAUAAAAUAAACAAUACUUUAAUCCAAUAAGUACUAUUUACAUGUACACCUUGCUUUCUGAUCAUUUGUACACUGUAUCAAUGUUGUAAAUAUUUUAUUUUAAAUCUUUUAGCUGGACGAUGAGCGGCUCCAGCAAGACGUUGAAAAACAACGCUUGGAGGGAGAAGUUGCAUCUCUAAAACAACAGGUGGGAAGCUUUAAAUAUUACACGCGAGAAGAAUGCUUCAAUAACUUUCGUAAUAUUAGCAAUGUAAUUAACUACUUGUUGUACACUUUCAACGCAAAUUCGGAAAUUAAGUACAUGCAAGAAGCACAUAGACUCAAAAAGUGCACAUGUGUUAUCAUCGAAGCGCGUUAUUUUUCCAUGUACAGCGUAUAUUAUUAAGAAGUAAUAGUAUGGUUUCUCGUGCAUUUUGGAAAACAUACACUCGUGAGUUUUUCAAAGACGUCAAAUUGCACUCGAAUUACGCGUAACAUAUAAUAAUAAGCCAUCAGCUUUUCAACUAAACAACAGACGUUACCGUUUGAACUCUUGCCCAAUAUUGGCAUCGUUUUCAUGUCGUUUAUUUCUUAACGUUUCGCGCACGUGUGGUCAGGCUCACGAUCAACGAGAAACGUACAUGUGCGCCUGCCACACCCAAACAACACAUUCUUAACAAGAAAAUUCUUUUUAAGAAAAAUUUCUUGUUUUGAGAAAUUAUUUUCUUAAAAUAAGAAAUUAUUUUCUUAUUUCAAGAAAACUUUUUUCUUGGGAGAAUAACAGGAAAGUUUUCUUAAUUAAUAAGAAAAAAAAUUUCUUGAUUUGAGAAAAUAUUUUCUUAAAAUAAGAAAAUAUUUUCUCAAUUUAAGAAUUUUCUCUCAAGAAAAUUUUCUUAAUAAGAAAAAAUUUCUUAAGAAAAUUUUCUUAUUAAGAAAAUUUUCUUGUUAUUCUCCCAAGAAAAUAUUUUCUUAUGCCAAGAAAAUUUUCUUAAAUUUUUUUUCUUAAAAUAAGAAAAUGAUUUUUUGCUGUGCAAUGCCAUGCUGGCAAAAGUGUAAUAAACGGAAAAUCUGUUGAAUUGUUGUUGUUCAUUUCGGGUCACUUUUCAAUGCGCGGUUCCCAAGUUGUUGUAAAUAUUCCCAACCGCAUUUCUAAAUUUAAAAUAUUGGGCGUGGAAGUUGCAGAGCCAACUUCGCAAGUUGCUUACUAAAGUACCGAAAUACUGAACAUAAACUCGUAAUUUUUCUGAGCAAGUUUUUGUAUCAAGUUAAUAAAUAAAAAAUUAUUUAAUAUCUCUUUUCUACAGUACCACACACUUUGCUUUCUGAUAAUUUGUAUAUUGUAUCACAUAAGUAUUUUAUUUUAAAUAUUUUAGCUUGACAAUGAGCGGCUCCAGCGAGGCCGCGAAAAUCAACGUCGCGGAGAGUUGGAGAGGGAGAAUAUAUCUCUACGUGAACAGGUAGGAGUCUUUACAUACUACACGCGAAUAGAAUGCUUGAAAAUAACAAUAUAACUUUCGUAUUUAUACGCACAUGUAAAGUAAAUUUCUGAUUGCCACUGGACCGUGUUUGGUAAAAAAUUGAUGCUAAUUGGUACAUGUGAUGACAGUUUAAAAUUUGCACUACUCAGUCUAGUACUCUAAAUGUAAAAUACACCGUCAUCAAAUUCACCCCAUCAACUACUGAAUUCUACGCCGUCAAAUACUUGCAAAACCCAG